Molecule: messenger RNA, 1002 nt
Organism: Acytostelium subglobosum LB1
Lineage: Eukaryota; Evosea; Eumycetozoa; Acytosteliales; Acytosteliaceae
Exons: 3
Source: RefSeq, a predicted model, not a curated record
AUGGAUACAUUGUAUAUGAUAAUAUUGGGCAUCAGUGCACUUGUUAUAACUGCAUUGUUAUAUGUUGUAUUGUUCCCAAAGAAGAACUUUGUCACUCCACAUGAUGAUGAUGCUGCUGCUGCCAAUGACAACAACAAUGAUGAUGUUAUGGUGAACAAUAACAAUAGAGGCAGAGGUGGUGGUCUGGCUAGAAUGAACGUUAGAAACAGGAAUAGACCUCAAGCUGCUGUCGAACAACAACAACAGCAACAACAACAACAACAGAGACAACUACAACAAUCAAAUGAAGAUGUAGACAGUGAUGAUGAUAUUGAUGAUAUCGAGGACCUUGAUGAUAUUGUUACCAAUGGAGGUAUUGAUCCAAGGACAGGAAAGAAGAUGGGAACAAAGAAGUUGGAGAAACUCAAGAGAAAGGAUGAGAAGAGAAAGCAUAGAGAGUAUGAAGAACAUAUGCGUGCUGAAAGAAAGAAGGCAGAGGAAGAGAAAGAUGAAGAGAUGAAACAAAAGAGAUUGGAGGAGUUGGAGAAGGAGAGGCUGAGGGUUGAGGAAGAGACAAGGAUACGUCUGGAGAAGGAGAAGAAGGAGGACGAGGAGUAUCAAGCAAUGAAGAAUGCAUUCUCACUGGAGGAGUCUGGAGAGUCCAAGCAGAAUGAAGAGGACGAGAGAAACAUGUUACAAGAGUUCAUUCGCUAUCUAGAGACCAACAAGAUAUGUCUGUUGGAGGACAUUUCAAUGGAGUUUGGCAUGAAGACUAAUGAUGUGAUCGAGCGCAUCAAGACACUGGACAAGCAAGGUUUGAUCUCUGGUGUGAUCGACGAUCGUGGCAAGUUUAUAUAUGUAUCAAGAGAGGAGAUGGAAUCAGUGGCCAAGUUCAUCAACAAGAAGGGUCGUGUCACCAUUGAGCAGAUUGCCCACGAGUCCAACAAGUUGAUAGACCUCACCUCCAAGCCCAAAUCAAUCGCAGAAGAAACCUCAACAUCUCAACUGACAGAGACUGUUGCC